CAUUGACGUUUCGCAUUGUUCAUGUGCUUCCUGUUAAUUUUGGCGACAAUUUCUAAAUUUUAACUAAACUGUGUGAAAAUUUAGUGUAAAAGCUUCCUAAUAUUUAUCACGCUAUAAGAAUUAGUGCAAUUAUUAAGAUUAACAACUUGCAGCAAAGUGUUAACGUGUGAAAACUUUCUCAUUAGCGUCACCUUGAUAAAACGCGAACAGCUGAUUUCACCAGUUGUUGCUGCCGACUUCAGGUGCCUACGUGACUCAUGAACAUGUGCCAAUGGUGGACAAACUUUAUAUGCCAACAACAAUAACAACAACACGUGCAAAAUCAAAGCAACAACAAAAGCAAAAACACAGUGACGGGUAAACAAAAAAUGCAACAGCAAGCAUAGAAAAAUUGACGCCAAACCCAAAUCAAUUGCUGCGGCGUUGCGGAACAAACCAGACGUGUAAUUUUUAAAUCAAAAAGUACGGCAACAAAUUUGUGUAUUAAAAAUGUUGUUAAAAUAGUAACAAAAAAUAAUAAAACAUUUUAAAUGAAUAGUUGGUUCAGUUGUGAGAAGCAGCAAUCAACCGAAAAAGUGCUAAUAAAUACUCGAAGAAAUAUUUUCUUAUAAAACAGUGUGAGGCGCUCUCUCUAAUUGUACAAAACAAAUUGUUUAAUAUAAUAAUUGCUUACUAAAGCCGCAACAAAAAGCGAUUGCAUAAAGUUUAAUGACAUAAAGUGUAUAUAUAUUUAAUAAAAUAAAAUACAAAAAGCAUAAAACUCGUGAUUUACCACAAGCCAAAGCAACAACACUAAUCUAUUAGCAGCAAAUACAGGCCAAACACCAAGCACAAUGUUGGAUGUCAUCCAACCAGUCAGCAUGGACUUAACACCAAAGGAAUCAGCCCCCAGCACCUCCACCACCAACAAUGAAGUCGUUGUGGUGCGCGCCAAGCCGAAGAAAGUGUUCAAGCCAAAAGCGCGCAUCAAUCGCAUACCACAGUCACUGCUCGAUGAUCCACAGCUGCAGCAGGCCAUCGAUCGCCUGCCGUCGAAUUACAAUUUUGAGCUGCACAAGACCAUCUGGCGCAUACGUGAUAUGAAAGCGAAGCGUGUGGCAUUGCAACUGCCCGAGGGUUUGCUUAUGUACUCGAUGAUUAUAAGCGAUAUAAUUGAACGUUUCACCGAUGCCGAUACAGUCAUCAUGGGUGAUGUCACUUAUGGUGCGUGCUGUGUGGACGAUUACACCGCCAAAGCUUUGGGUGCUGAUCUGUUGGUGCAUUAUGGUCAUAGCUGUCUCAUACCGGUCGAUCAGACAAGUGACAUUAAAGUGCUCUAUGUCUUUGUGGAUAUCAAAAUUGAUCCACUGCAUUUUAUUGAUUCCGUUAAAUUGAAUUUCAAACCGUCCGAUGGUCAAAUUGCGCUCGUGAGCACCAUACAAUUUGUGACAACGCUACAAGCGGCUUCGUCGGAACUCAAAGCAGCUGGCUAUGAUGUGAUUGUGCCACAAGCAAAGCCAUUGAGUCCCGGUGAAAUUUUGGGCUGUACAUCGCCUGAAUUGCCUGCCAGCGCUAAAAUGUUGAUCUAUCUCGGCGAUGGACGUUUCCAUUUGGAGUCGUCUAUGAUCGCGAAUCCCACAUUGAAAGCGUAUAAAUAUGAUCCUUAUGACAAGAAAUUCACCAUUGAGGAAUACGAUCAUCGUGCUAUGCAAACGAUACGUUAUCGCGAAAUUGAACGUGCACGUGCGGCCAAGAAGAUUGGCAUUAUUGUCGGCACAUUGGGCCGGCAAGGCAGUAGUCGUGUGCACAGAUUUCUCGAAAAGCGUUUGCAUGCUAAAGGUUAUGCCACAACAACAAUUUUGCUGUCUGAAAUCUUUCCACAAAAGUUGGCGCUCUUCGCCGGCAUUGAUGCGUUCGUGCAGAUUGCGUGUCCACGUCUCUCCAUCGAUUGGGGCACGGCAUUUGCUAAACCACUACUGAAUCCCUAUGAACUGUCGGUUGUGCUCGGUGAUGUCGAGUUUACGCCACAUAACGCCGCGCCCAAGAACAAUGCAUAUCCCAUGGAUUUCUAUGCCACAGGCAGUUUGGGUCCAUGGACACCUAACUUCAAACCACCAGCUGUGGGCGAGUGUGAUAAUAAACCGUCUGAGGCGUGUUGUGGCCGCUGUGUGCGCGCCGAAUUGGAAAAGGAUGACAACGAUGCCGCGCGCGCCGCCACGAUAGAAGACAUUUUGGACUUUAAGAAGGGAUAAAUGCUCUUAAUGUAAACGUAAUAAA
This is a messenger RNA of Zeugodacus cucurbitae (melon fly), 2256 nucleotides long. It is a transcript of the gene Dph1, whose product is annotated as 2-(3-amino-3-carboxypropyl)histidine synthase subunit 1. The transcript is spliced from 2 exons. Gene Ontology annotation, molecular function: 2-(3-amino-3-carboxypropyl)histidine synthase activity. Bases 834 to 2231 code for a protein of 465 amino acids. Lineage: Eukaryota; Metazoa; Arthropoda; Insecta; Diptera; Tephritidae. Gene Ontology annotation, biological process: protein histidyl modification to diphthamide. The record is from RefSeq and is a predicted model, not a curated record.